ACUGUAGGUUACUAUGGAGACGGUUUGAAUGCCAUAAUUGUGUUCGCUGUGUGCUAUAUGCCUGAAAGCAGUCAACCAAAUUACAGAUACAUCAUGGACAAUUUAUUCAAGUAUGUCAUCGGCACACUUGAACUUUUGGUUGCUGAGAACUAUAUGAUUGUGUAUUUGAACGGGGCCACCUCAAGGAAAAAGAUGCCAACUGUCGGCUGGCUCAGAAAGUGUUAUCAGCAGAUUGACAGGAGGCUAAGGAAGAACUUGAAGUCUUUGAUAAUCGUUCAUCCCUCCUGGUUUAUUCGCACGCUGCUGUCACUCACAAAACCUUUCAUAAGCACCAAAUUUAGUCAGAAACUUCAGUAUGUGUUCAGCUUGACAGACCUUGCAGAACUGGUUCCAAUGGAGUAUGUGUCCAUACCAGAUUGUAUCAAAGAAAUCGACCAGGAUGCGCACGGCAAAGUGGAGAUCGCAGCGGCUGCUGUUCCAGAGUGACCCUGCUAGCCCGCACGAUGUGGAGGAGGAAAACGACGGAGAAUGUUUCAAACAGCCACUCGUAUGUUUAUGUUCUGGGCAACGUGACUGAAGACUUGUUUGCAUCAUGAAGUGCCUUUUUGAAACUGUGCUGCCUGUUACAUCGUGGGACUUUUCACAGCUUGAUCUUCAGCGUUCUUCCACUUGCUGUCUGAAAUGUUUUUAAUCUUAUUUUUAUUUACUGCCAAUAUAUCAUGUCCAACUUAGCUUAUUGGUGUCCCCUAGUUACUGGUGUAUCUACACGUUAUGUAAGGCACUCUGUUACAAAUGAUUGAUGCAUGUUCUGCUUUAUUACAUUUAAAUAUAUAUUUAUAUUCAAAAGGUGACAAAGGAGAGAAAUUAAUAUAUUUUUAUGGUUGCUCUGAUUUUAAACUGCAUUUUAGGUCUCUGACCCGUUGAGUGGCAUUUCAUUGAACACGUGUUGACAGCACCUUUUUCACUUUUCACUGCUGACGUUCUCUAUCAAAAUCCUGCCUGGGGGAAAAUAAAGUUUUAUUUUUUUCCCUUCACUCA
Molecule: messenger RNA, 1038 nt
Organism: Gymnodraco acuticeps
Lineage: Eukaryota; Metazoa; Chordata; Actinopteri; Perciformes; Bathydraconidae
Product: BCL2/adenovirus E1B 19 kDa protein-interacting protein 2-like
Exons: 5
Coding region: 58-486 (142 amino acids)
Biological process (GO): apoptotic process
Cellular component (GO): cytoplasm
Source: RefSeq, a predicted model, not a curated record